Messenger RNA from Erinaceus europaeus (western European hedgehog), 6076 nucleotides. It is a transcript of the gene INHBE, whose product is annotated as inhibin subunit beta E. Gene Ontology annotation, molecular function: cytokine activity; growth factor activity. Gene Ontology annotation, cellular component: extracellular region. The record is from RefSeq and is a predicted model, not a curated record. Bases 4175 to 5227 code for a protein of 350 amino acids. NCBI's taxonomy places the organism in Eukaryota, Metazoa, Chordata, Mammalia, Eulipotyphla, Erinaceidae. The transcript is spliced from 2 exons. Gene Ontology annotation, biological process: BMP signaling pathway; SMAD protein signal transduction.
GCCAGGUCUCUGACUGGCACCCAGGUGGCACAGAGCCUGCCUUCCUGCCUGCCACGCUCUCUCCGCACACAGAUUGUGCUGGCAUGUGCCUCUGUGUCCAUCCCACAUGUGAUGCCUCUCCCUUCUCCAGGCUGCUAAACUACUUCCCCUUCUCUCUUCAGACCCCUCCACCCCUCCUGAGCCAUCUUGGCUAGUCUGCUAACUAAUAAAGACCUGGAUUUUACCUGCUCCUCCCCUCCCUCUGCACUGCCUUCAAGAGCUGGAACAGUCAGUGCUCAAGCUUCCAGUAGCCCUGACCACCACAUAGACCACUCACAUGAGGGAGACAGCAGCACAGGGGUGGCCCAGAGCUACUGGCUCUCCCUUCGCUGACCCCCAGGGCUCCAGCCAGGAGUCUUGCCUGGAAGCUGAAAGUGGCCAAGGGCUGCAUGAGUGGAGCAGUGAGAGGAAAGGUAGGUUGAGAUGAGGAGAGGGAGGCUUUGGCUCUGUCUCUUGAGCCCUUUGACCUCUUCCCCCUCUGUCCCCUCCCUUCAGAUGGACAGCCCUGAACCAUAGGGUCGAUACUGUCUGCAGCUCAAGGCCAAGUUUGCGCAAAGCCCACGUGUCCUUUGGGUAAUGUGAUGUCUGUGUUUGCUCAGCUUAUAACUCUCUUGCCAGGGUCUGAGGUCCUUAGAAUAGGAACCCUGCAGGAGAGGGUCUGCAAAUGACCUAAUAGUGUUGUACAAACUGAAUGGGGGUGAGGUGGAGGCAUUGCCUGAGAAUCCAUGAGCACUACCCCACCUCGCCUUGAGCAGGUCAUUCUCUAAGGAGACCAUCUGUGGAAUCUUCUGGUGUCUCUGCUUCACUCUGCAGUGACUCCCCCUCUCCCAGAUGUAGCUCUCUUCCCUCCAGCGACAGCUUCAGUCCCCAGGGCAGAGACUGAGGUGAGGUGAAGUGAGGCACUCCCUUGCGGGUACAGUUUUCAGGAUAUGCCAAAAAUGCAUCAGUCAAGAGGAAUAGUAGCUCAAUGCAAUGUCUGAAAAAAAAAUCAAAGUCAAUGCAAUAGAUAUAUAAUAUAUAUGUAUAUAUAUAAUAUUUAUCUUGUGAUAUGAGAAAAAGAGUAGGUCCAUCUUCUUCCAGAGCCUCUGCUCCCUGACUCUCUAGCUCCGGCCCUGCCUCUAAACUCCAGCAAGCAGCUCUCUUAAUCACUCGGGAUAAAGUCUACUUUCUUACCCAUCCCCAAGCUUGGUGCUACCCCCACCCCAGCCCCCAUCCAGGUUGGAGGUAGGGCGGGCCUGUGAGGCAGAUGGCUGGGGUAUUUAUAACCCAGGAGCACUUCUUGGGGAAAGUGACUAAGAUGCUAAGAGCAUAUUUAUAGCUGGGUUCUGACGUAAGUGUCAGUGGGGAGGUAGGGUUGGGCUGGGCAUAGCAGCAAGAGGGGUAGGAAGAGUUGGAAAUUGGGGGCACCUGACAAUGAGGGUAGGGAGAGCUGGGGUCAACGACUCCUACAGCAGCCACCUCUAGCUACUUCCCUUAAUUCUGUCUCCUGGCACCAAUAGAUAAAACCCAGAAGGUACCACCAUGGGCAGAAGUCUUGGCUUUGCAGCUGAACAUUCCAGACACCAGGGUAAGGGGGCUGUCACAUACCAGUGGACAGAAAAAGCACUGGGACUUGGGAAAAGCACUGGGCACAAGGGUCUGAAUAUGUGUCAAGACCCGUGGGCAGGAGAGUUUGUCUCAUUGCCCCUUGGCCCUCCUCCCAGCCCACAGUGCCCUGAGCUGCUAGGAGGACCGUGGCACCUAUUGCCAAGCCCCACUGCCACGUGUCAGUGUGACAAGGUCCAAAAGCAAAGGUAGUGGUGAUGUAGGUUCUGCUGCGAGCCUCUGCUCACUGGCAGCACUGAGGGAAAUAGCAGAGGGGCCGGCUUCUUUGGCUCCUGUUGGGGAGGCAGUGACCCCAGAUGGAGAGACUGGGAAACUCUAGGCAUCUCUCCCCCUCCCCAAACAGCCUCUUCCCAGAGAAACUGGUCAUCACUCAGCCUGCGGCUGUCCAGCGGCGCACCACUGCCACAUGGUGGUCACUGCUGGUACUGACAUCAGCCCUGCACCCAGAGUGCCCGCUUCCUUCCCCCAGCAGCCAGACUGGGUAGUGGAUAGUCCCUGGCAAGUUAAAUCCUGGGAGAAAUCAGCUGGGGCUUGGGGAUUGGGCACAUUUCCACAUCACAUUCUGUUCCUCCCAGAACCUUGAAGGAUAAAAUCUAGCCUGAGGCAUACUCUCAUGCAUCACGAUGGUUGGGGUAUUGGGGGGGGGGGGUGACUACUUAACCCUUCCUCUACCACCUAAAAUGUGUGAGGGCAUCUGGUGGAGGCUGUGGAGUGGAUGGAUCACUGGGCUCUCAAAAUGAGGUUCCUGAGUUUGAGUCUUGGCCUUGCAUGUAUCAGAUUUAUGUUCUGGUUCUUCUCUCUCAUUACUUUUAAAUUUUUAAUAUAUUUAUUUAUUAUUGAAUAGAGACAGAGAAAUUGAGAGGGGAGAGAGGGAAAGAGACAGAGAGACACCAGCAGCCUGUUUCACUGCUCAUGAAGCUUCCUCCCCACAGGUGAGGUCUGGAGGCUUGAACCCGGUACCCAUACAUUGUAAUGUGUGCAUUUAACCAGAUAUACCAACAACAUACUUUUAUAUAUUUAAAAAAGUGAAAUCGUGUGUGGUCCAGGAGGUGGUGCAGUGGCUAGAGUGUUGAACUCUCAAGUAUGAGGUCCUGAGUUCAAUCCCUGGCAGCACAUGUACCAGAGUGAUGUCUGGUUCUUUCUCUCUCUCCUCCUAUCUUUCUCAUGAAUAAAUAAAAUCUUUUUUUAAAAAGUGAAAUAGGGGUUGAAUGGCAGCACACCUGGUUGAGUACACUUGUUACAAUUCACAAGGACCCAGGUUCAAGCCCCCAGUCUCCACCUACAGGGGAAAAGCUUUGCAAGCGGUAAAGCAGUGCUGCAGGUGUCUCUAUUUCCCCCUAGCCUCUCGAUUUCUGGUUGUCUCUACCCAAUAAAUAAAUAUUUUAAGAUAAUUAAAAAAUAAAUGUGAAAUUUAAAAAGUAUGUGAGGAAAUGUGGUAGCCAAGGAAAUCUGGGUUUAGAAACAAGGUUGCUGCACUCACCUUCUGGUCCCCACCCUCCCACAGGCCCCCAAUAAACAGAGACCUGACCCAAUGUCUUGGAUGUCCCAAAUGUAGGCAAUUCUCCAGUCCCCUGAAAGUAACUGAGUACAAGUCCCAUAGCCUCCUGCCAGCUUUGAUGGACUCUGCCCUGCUCCAAGAUUGCAUCACCCCCACCUCUCUAGGUUUUCCCAGACAUGACAGCUACGUGCCACUCACCCACCCGUGUUCCGGCCCUCUUCCACGUUGUGUUCCAGUCCAGUUGGACUCUGGGCAGCCAGCACAGGCAGGGUCAGGGGAUGACUUCUAUGCCCUGUAGUACUGCCACCUUGGCCUGAACAAGAGGACUCCGUUCCUUCCACCCCACCGCAAUCCCUCACCCCCAUCCCAGUCUCAUUACUAGAAAUAAAGAGCCCAGAGUUCUCUCUCCCACCCUGAGACCCCAGAAAUAAAAACCACUGGAACUCACAGCUGCCUGGUGGAUGUGGUGCAUCGGGGUGACCUGGCAAGCCGGAAAGACUGAGAGUGUGUGGGAGCAACAAGCACUCCCCCAGCCUGCACACAUGAGGUGUUUCCCCCAGCCCGGACCUCGGGGACUGAGCAUGUGAAAUCAUCCUCUUUCUUGCAUCAUGCAUAUCUACAGUGCCCCUCACCCCCAUACCCCUACCUCAAGCUCCUGACCAGGACCUGAUGGUGAAACCUGAAGUGGGGGAGAGGACCUCCACCCCCAGCAGGGACAUGACGGGCAGCUCAGCCAGCCAAUCCUGGGACUUAGGCCUGCCCGCUGACCUCUAGGUGAGGAAGCCCCCGUCCAGGGCUCUAAAGAGAACCAGACUUGAGCCGUGACAGUCUGGCAGGUAGACGGGGUCAAACCCAGCUUCCCCUCAGAUUCUCAUCUCUCUGGCCCCCUGAGCCCCAGGCACUGGAAGGCCAGGGUAAGUAUCACAGCUGCCUGUGCUGCAUCCCCACUGGCCUCCACGCAAGCAAACAACAGAAGAAGCAACCUCGAGCCAGCGGGCCCACCCAGGGCCAUCCGUCCAGUACACCAGGAACAUGGGCCUCCCUGAUGUCCAGCUCCCGCUGAUGCUGCUGUGGGCAUUGGUGUGGGCUCAGGGGGCAGAGUCUGCAUGUUCCUCCUGCGGAAACCCCACACUGACUCCCCAUGUGGAACGAGCUCUGGUCCUGGAACUCGCCAAGCAGCAGAUCCUCAAGGGGCUGCAGCUGCCGGGUCGCCCGCGAGUGACCCAUCCUCCACCGCAGGCCGUGCUGAGCAGAGCCCUCCGCCGACUGCGGCUGGGGAGUGCGGCUCCCGCCCACCGGGAGGAGGUCCUCAGCUUUGCUAACCGCACAGACCCUGCUGCUUCCACCUGCAGCUCUGCGCUCACCUUCCCGCUGGUCACUGCCCGCUCCCGGCACCUGCGCCGCGCCCGCCUCUGGCUGCAUGUGCUCCCCACGCUCCCCGCUACUCUUCACCUGAGGAUCUUCCGACGGGGCCCACGGAGCCGGCGCCACAGACACCGCCCGCUCUUGGCCCAGCACCGAGUGACAGCUCCGGGCUGGCACGCCCUGACUCUGCCCUCUAGUGGCCUGUGGGAUGAACAGCCUGGGGUCCUGAAACUCCAACUGGACUGCAGUCUGGAAGGCCACAGCACUGCUUUCCUGCAGCCCCUGCCGCUCCUGGACAUGGCGGGAGACCAGCGGCCCUUCCUGGAGCUCAAGACCCGGCCCAGCGGGUCCAGAGCAGGACGAGUCAAGAGGAGGAAGCCCACCUGUGAGUCUGAGACCCCCUUGUGUUGUAGGCGGGACCAUUACGUCGACUUCCGGGAGCUCGGCUGGCGAGACUGGAUCCUGCAGCCCGAGGGCUAUCAGCUGAAUUACUGCAGCGGACAGUGCCCUCCGCACCUGGCUGGCAGCCCUGGCAUCGCUGCUUCUUUCCAUUCCGCUGUCUUCAACCUCCUCAAAGCCAACAACCCUUGGCCCAAGACUACCUCCUGCUGUGUCCCCACUGCCCGGAGGCCUCUCUCUCUCCUCUACCUGGAUGGCAAUGGCAAUGUAGUCAAGACAGACGUGCCAGAUAUGGUGGUGGAAGCCUGUGGCUGCAGCUAGCAAGAGGACCAGGGCAACAGAGUGAUAAGAUCAUGUCUCAGGGGUCCCCCCUGAGCCACACUCCCACUCAGUGGGCCACCCAGCUGUGUGACUGGGCUGAGCCCUGAGGCACUUUCUUGCCCAGACUCUGGCCACUUGGGACUGGGGGGGGGGGGGGGUCUGAGGGGAGAUGAGGAAAGGGUAUCUUCUAAAGGAUUCUACUCAGAACCUGGGUGCUCCUACCCUGCACCUGAGGAAGGGAGGCAGGAGGGAGGGAGGAGGCAGAGAUAUUAGCCUCUGCCUUGGAACAAAAGUCCUCCAGUAAGAGAAGAGGGAGCAGAUAGGGGAGCAGGCAGGUCAGAGAUAAGAACUCUGGUGGUGCUUUUCCAUCAAAUGGAAGGGAUUUAGGAGAAUCCCAGAAAUGAGGUGCAGAUGGUAGGUUACUGAGCCCCAGGAGUGCCCUUGUUGCCCCCUUGGGGACAGAACCCACUGGUAAGACAAAUGUGUGUGUAGGACACCUUGUUAAUAAAGCUGAGGAGAAAGGAAUGCAUAAGUGUGAGUCAUAAAGAAGAGCUGAGGGGUGGUCUAGACCAGUGAUUCUCAAAGUGUGGCUUGGGAAACCUUGGGAAGCCCCUGAACCCAUUUCAGAGUAAGCACAAGAUGAGACUGGUCCCCAGAAUGUUAACUGGUUGGUUAUCUGCCUUUUGACUUGUCAUGAUUUCAAAAGCACACAGUUAUCCUGCAGAGGCAGUGUGGCCUCAUUUCUCUGACAUUGUUAGUAGGAGAUGCUUGAGCUUAUGUACUAGUCGCCAUUUUUAAUUUUCAGUAUGUUAUAUUGACAUAAACCAUGUAAAUAAAAGUUCAAAAAUU